CGAGGAGCCGCCGCACCAGCGGGCUGAUGAGCCAGCAGCAGCAGCAGCAGCCGCACAAGCAGCACACACGCACGCACCCACGCCGCGGCAUCAUGACGCCGGAGCACAGCGCGGAGCCUCGCCCGGAGCAGGCCGAGUGAAGCGGCAGGAUGGCGGGGGGCCGCCGGGGACUUGUGGCCCCUCAGAAUACUUUUUUGGAAAAUAUUGUCCGACGCUCCAACGUUUGGACACUGUCACAUAGACAGACAGACACCAACUUUGUGCUGGGAAACGCGCAGAUCGUGGACUGGCCCAUCGUCUACAGCAACGACGGCUUCUGCAAACUGUCGGGUUACCACAGGGCAGAGGUCAUGCAGAAGAGCAGCACCUGCAGCUUCAUGUACGGCGAGCUCACCGACAAAGACACAACGGAAAAAGUGCGUCUGACGUUCGAGAACUACGAGAUGAACUCAUUUGAAAUCCUCAUGUACAAGAAGAACAGACGCCCUGUGUGGUUCUUUGUGAAGAUCGCGCCCAUUCGAAACGAGCAGGAGAAGGUGGUUCUGUUCCUGUGCACCUUCAGCGACAUCACGGCCUUCAAGCAGCCCAUCGAGGACGACUCGUCCAAAGGCUGGGGUAAAUUCGCCCGGCUGACCCGAGCUCUGACCAGCAGCCGAGGCGUCCUGCAGCAGCUCCAGCCCACCGUCCACAAAGGCGAGAACGUACACAAGCACUCACGUUUGGCUGAGGUGUUGCAGCUGGGCUCCGACAUCCUGCCCCAGUACAAGCAGGAGACCCCCAAAACGCCCCCGCACAUCAUCCUGCACUACUGCCUCUUUAAGACCACGUGGGACUGGGUCAUCCUCAUCCUCACGUUCUACACAGCCAUCAUGGUGCCCUACAAUGUGUCCUUCAAGACCAAGCAUAACAACGUGACGUGGCUGGUGGUGGACAGCAUCGUGGACGUUAUCUUCCUGGUGGACAUUGUGCUCAACUUCCACACCACCUUCGUAGGACCGGCCGGCGAGGUCAUCUCGGAUCCCAAACUUAUCCGCAUGAACUACCUGAAGACCUGGUUUGUCAUUGACCUGCUCUCCUGCCUGCCCUACGAUGUCAUCAACGCCUUUGAGAACGUCGACGAGAAUUGGAACCGGCGAGCUGUCACUCAAGGCAUCAGCAGCCUGUUCAGCUCCCUGAAGGUGGUCCGGCUCCUGCGUCUGGGUCGGGUGGCUCGCAAACUGGACCACUACAUCGAGUACGGUGCCGCCGUGCUGGUCCUGCUGGUGUGCGUGUUCGGCCUGGCCGCUCACUGGCUGGCCUGCAUUUGGUACAGCAUCGGCGACUACGAGGUGAUCGACGAGGUGACCAACAUCGUGCGCACGGACAGCUGGCUGUACAUCCUGGCCGAGACCGUGGGCCCGCCCUACCGCUUCAACGCCAGCGGCUUGGGCAAGUGGGAGGGCGGCCCCAACAAGGACUCGGUCUACAUCACCUCGCUCUACUUCACCAUGACCAGCCUGACCAGCAUCGGCUUCGGCAACAUCGCGCCCACUACCGACGGAGAGAAGAUCUUCGCCGUGGCCAUGAUGAUGAUCGGAUCUCUGCUGUACGCCACCAUCUUCGGUAACGUGACCACCAUCUUCCAGCAGAUGUACGCCAACACCAACCGCUACCACGAGAUGCUCAACAGCGUGCGGGACUUCCUCAAACUCUACCAGGUGCCCAAGGGCCUGAGCGAACGGGUCAUGGACUACAUCGCGUCCACCUGGUCCAUGUCGCGGGGCAUCGACACCGAAAAGGUGCUACAGAUUUGUCCGAAGGACAUGCGGGCGGACAUUUGCGUCCAUCUGAACCGGAAGGUGUUCAAAGAGCACCCGGCCUUCAGACUGGCAAGCGACGGCUGUCUGCGGGCGCUGGCCAUGGAGUUCCAGACCAUCCACUGCGCGCCCGGCGACCUCAUCUACCACGCCGGCGAGAGCGUGGACAGCCUCUGCUUCGUGGUGUCCGGCUCGCUGGAAGUCAUCCAGGAUGACGAGGUUGUGGCCAUCCUGGGCAAGGGGGACGUCUUCGGGGACGUAUUCUGGAAGGAGGUGACGCUGGCUCAGGCCUGCGCCAACGUCCGCGCUCUGACGUACUGCGACCUCCAUGUGAUCAAGCGCGACGCCCUGCAGAAGGUGCUCGAGUUCUACACGGCCUUCUCCAAUCACUUCUCCCGCAAUCUGCUGCUCACUUACAACCUGCGCAAGAGGAUGGUCUUCCGAAAAAUCAGCGACGUGAAACGAGAGGAAGAGGAGCGGCAGAGGCGGAAAAACGAGGCUCCUCUGAACUUGCCGCCCGACCACCCGGUGCGUAAACUUUUCCAGCGCUUCCGGCAGCAGCGGGAGGCUCGCACGCCCACCGACAAGCCAAGCGAAGAGAACGACGUCGAGAAGGGAUCGGUGUACGUGGAGGUCCCCAAGACGGCCAUCGUCACCACCACCAGCAUCGUGACGGUGACAGAAAGCCCGGCGACGCCUUCGUCGUCCACGCCCGUGUCGUCAACCACGCCCCCCGGCCGUACCCCUUCGGACAAGGUGAAGCUACAGGUGCCACCUCCCGCCUCCUUGGUGGGAGGUCGGGCCGCCGAGCCGGGAAAAGUCAAAGGCUGGGGACGCUUCAAGGAGUCCAUGGCGAAGCCCGACAACUGGAAAACGGUGUCCAAAGCGGAAUCCAUGGAGACGCUGCCAGAGCGGACCAAGGGCCACGAGUCGCAAAUGUCCCUGAAGAAGACGGACUCGUGUGACAGCGGCAUCACCAAAAGCGACCUGCGCCUCGACAAAGUCAGCGACUUCCGCUUGACGCCGCAGGACCGCAGUCCCGUGCAGCCGCCUGAAACCCGACGCUCCUUCUACCCCAUCCCCGAGCAGAGCCUCCAGGCCUCGCUUCAAGAACUCAAGCUGGAGCUCAAAGACGACCUGAAGAGCCUCAGCGUCCGAAUGUCGGGCCUGGAGGCGCAGCUCGCCGAAGCGCUGCAGCUCCUUAAAGCCAGGACGCCCCCCGCUAGCUCCCCGCGAGGUCUCUUUGACAUUUCCAGGCCCGCCUCGCCAGAAGCCGACAAGGAGGACAUCUUCUCUUGAGCGUUGGAGGGACAUUUUACUGUCAACUCAGCCGUAAUCUGGUAAUGGCUACAUUAUACGGGGAUAGCUGAGGCUGCACUGGUGUCUGCGUGUGUGUGUGGGCGUGGGGGGAGGUCGCCUUUUAGAUUAGGCAUCCGGGCGUAGUCUUUGUAAGACACGCAGGCCUCCGUUGCGGGAACGCUAACGCCACGCCCCAGACGCCAAGGUGGAACCUGGCGCGGGUUAACCUGAACAGCCUUUUAUCUGUAGAUAGCAAGCACUGCGCUCGAAACACUUGAGAGCUUCGACGUGAAACAGCAUGACCCAGCGUUGUAUGCUGUACGAUUCCUUGCAUGUCGCAUCAAGUAUAGAUCUGUUCACCAUGACGUCACAUGGACUACCAGGUGGCAAAAGCUCAAGUAUUCUCAUGGUAAACAAACCAUUUGACCAAGGCAGAGUGACUGAGGAAACAGGGUAAAUGGGCUGAAUGACAAUUUUAGCGUUCGUCGCUACCACCAUAGUUUGAAUGUGUGAUGUGUCAGUCAAAAGGGACCGUGUUACGUGAGGUAAAUUGUUUGGAAUUUACAUUUCAACCGCUAAGUCGAUUCAAAAACAGAUGUGGUGGACAUUCAGACGUAGUUAACAUGAUCAUUGAGGGAGUGGCUAAUUCAUUGACUAGCAGGCUAGCCAUUGUUUUGCCGAAUGACUCGAAGAAGAACAACCCAACCAAUCAUUGACCCCUAUCAUUGAGGCCGUCUUGCGAUCUUCUCUGUCAAGCUAUCUAUGACAUCCACUUGAUUUAUCCUCCUCAACCACAGGUUCUGCUCGAUUAAUUUUCGAUUAAAAAAAAAUAAUUUUUUAAAAAAUUUUAUUUGAUUGAUUUUUUGUUUUUUUUAAGUAAACCGAAAAAAAACCCCUCUAAGCCAUUUGGGUGUAUCUGGGGGCGCAUCGCAAACCAAUUUUGUCAUUCAGGUCAGUGGUACUCAGUCAUUUCUUUGCCACCUGCAAGAACCCUGGCACCUACUGUUUACAAACAUGAUGAAAAGGUACGAUACACGCCUGAGCGGGUUUGAUGACGCGAGUUUGUUUGCAUUAUAAGAGGACAGUGGAGAGUUACGCCCCCGCACGAGCAAGUGAUGUUCGCAUUUUAUUCCGUUGGCGUCGAGGACGGUUAUGAAUUAUACGGCGGCAGGCUUGACGGCGUCCAGCAGUUAUCGUGAUAAACAAGUUCGGGGGUGAGACGCUCAAUGACAAAUGGACUGCGGUUCUAAUAGCGCAGUGGGCGUUUAUAUUGCGUGUUGGUCAUCUCCCACUGAAACACAACACGAACCACAUACAUGCAGUACACGCCUUCACAUAGCAUGAAAACCAUUCAUAACUAGACUGAUUUAUAUAUUAUUAUACUGAUAUCAUUUCCACUAUUAAUCUUAGUGCAGGAUCCAAUUGUUCCAAGUUGGAAGGUAUUUUAGAGUCCGAUGGGGAAGGUGCAUUUUCUGCGAGGAACAUGAUAUAUUUAUAUUUUAUGCCACUGGUUUGCAUGCAGGCUGUAUUGUUUAAAAAAAAUAAAAUAAAUAAUAAUAAUCAUCAUCCUGUGGGAUAAGUUGCAUUAUUCCGGAGGGAAAUACCAAAUGUCUUCGCAAUGCAGGGGAUCUCUUUUUGGUGGAUUCUAUUGUAAGGUUGGACAGAACCAAGUCGGGUUACCAAUCAUUUCUGAUGGGAAAUCCCAAAAAUAAUAACAACAAAAUAAAAAAGCUAAAACUUAAUGUGCGGCAAAUCAUCUCGACACCACAUAUAUUUUUUAAAUUCCCCCAAAUAUUCACAACCACUGUACAUGAAAAUGCAAAUUAUUUUUAUGAGGGUUUUAUCAUUUCAAAAUAAAAAUGUCCCUGUAAUGAAUGGCAUUUUAUUCAAAC
This is a messenger RNA of Phycodurus eques (leafy seadragon), 4987 nucleotides long. It is a transcript of the gene kcnh1a, whose product is annotated as potassium voltage-gated channel, subfamily H (eag-related), member 1a. Gene Ontology annotation, biological process: regulation of membrane potential; potassium ion transmembrane transport. The transcript is spliced from 14 exons. The record is from RefSeq and is a predicted model, not a curated record. Gene Ontology annotation, cellular component: membrane. The coding region runs from base 150 to 3095 and encodes 981 amino acids. Gene Ontology annotation, molecular function: delayed rectifier potassium channel activity. Lineage: Eukaryota; Metazoa; Chordata; Actinopteri; Syngnathiformes; Syngnathidae.